UCACAUGCUAUAAUUAAAACACGCUAAAUUCUAAGGAGGCCUUCAACACCGAACGGGAUUUUCAGUUAUUCCAAUUGUUUUAUCUUUGUAAACGGCUCUAGACUUAAAACUUUGAAGAACUUAAAAAUAACUUUUACUUUUAAAAACGCGUCUCGAGACUCCUGCGUUCUGUUGCACUAAGUCUGUUUUAAACGUGUUCGUUGUGAACUGCCCCUAAUUACGAUUUUACUCCUUUGUAGAGAUAUAUGUGCUUUGGAACUGGACUAUAGAAAUCUAUACAAUUGUUUACGGUAAAUUGCAUAUUCCGAAUAUUUAUUCGUUUAGCCUAUGUGAAUAUACCGGAAUGGACGUGGACAGUUUUCCUGAUCUGAGUGUAAAUGACUGUUGGGUGGUUGGACUCGAGCGCUUCGCUGUUGAUCCUGUUGGAGAAGAGGAAGAGUUUUUCGAAAUAAGGACUGAAUGGUCUGAAAAAAACGUAACGUAUGUGCGAAGGCGAUAUCACGAUCUAGUGAAACUUGCAAAAAAAUUGAGGAAAUCAUUUCAAGGGGACAGAGGGAGUUUCACUGAAUCAUUGAUGAUUGAGGCACUACAGAGGAUAAAAGAAGCAGAAGAAAACAAUGACAUUGAAGCCAGGUGGAAUGAGGUGGAAAAAAUAUUGAGGAAUAUAAUCAAACUGCCACAAAAGUACUCCCAGUCUGAGGCAGUUCUUACAUUUUUCAAGACUUCUCCUCUUGACUAUACUUUGAAAACCAUGUAUGAACCAAUCCAGUCUCUCUACCAGAGUCCUGUCACUGUAGCCGAUGUCAGGAGGGCCAAUGGGUUUUGUUUGGCCAAUACAGAGACUGUUAUUUUUGAUGCAUAUUUACUAGAGGAAGCAGUUGAAUCAUCUUCUGUGCACUCUUCAAAAUACAGCUUUGACAUUGUGGCCCAGAAACGGACAGGGGAAAAAAAUCUAAAUGGGAUCAAAUGCGACAAGGAAAAUGGGCACAAACCUCGAAUGGGCACCAUGACCCCAGUUCUGACUGCUGGUGCUAAUGAAAGUAAAGAGUCAGACUGUCACCCUAAAAAAUCACAGAUCACCACCGGACACCUGACUUACCUCCAACUACAAGCCUGCGAGACAGACAUCCUCGAAUGACGUAGUGAGAUGGAUCAAAGAAUUGCAGUAUAAGACCCUGACAUAGACAUUCUCUCCGACUUUCUAUUCUGAACGACUGCAAAAAUAUUUAGGCAUAACUUACCUGUUCUGGAAAUGCAAUAACAUUAA
This is a messenger RNA of Xyrauchen texanus (razorback sucker), 1267 nucleotides long. RefSeq names its product PX domain-containing protein 1-like. Bases 344 to 1138 code for a protein of 264 amino acids. Gene Ontology annotation, molecular function: phosphatidylinositol binding. Lineage: Eukaryota; Metazoa; Chordata; Actinopteri; Cypriniformes; Catostomidae. The record is from RefSeq and is a predicted model, not a curated record. The transcript has 5 exons.